This is a messenger RNA of Aphidius gifuensis, 1678 nucleotides long. RefSeq names its product aurora kinase C-like. The transcript has 5 exons. NCBI's taxonomy places the organism in Eukaryota, Metazoa, Arthropoda, Insecta, Hymenoptera, Braconidae. The record is from RefSeq and is a predicted model, not a curated record. Bases 151 to 1446 code for a protein of 431 amino acids. Gene Ontology annotation, biological process: regulation of cytokinesis; protein phosphorylation; mitotic spindle organization. Gene Ontology annotation, molecular function: protein kinase activity; ATP binding. Gene Ontology annotation, cellular component: chromosome passenger complex; spindle pole centrosome; spindle midzone.
AGAAAAGCAACAUUAAAAAAAAAAAUAUAUAUAAGUUCGUUAUUUUUUAAAAAACUAACAUCAUUUUGUUGUUUACAUUAAUAUAAAUAAAUAAAUAAUAAUAAUAAAUAAUCAAGUUUGAUAAUUGGUUAAUGAAAUUAAUCAUUAAUAAUGUUGAAAAACAGUGAUAAUAACUUACCACUUAAACAAGUACCAGUGUCAAAUGAUGAAAAAACAAUCAACAAUCAUAAACAAUUGAGAACAUUAAAAACAUUAACAAUAUCAAAAGAUAAAGAAAAUCUUGAAGCUUUAAAAUUAUCAGAAUGUAUAGCUGCUCAAACAAUUGCAAUAAAUGAUGUUAAAAUAACAGAAAAAGAAAAAGAUAAAACAAUAAAUAAAGUGCCUAUAAAAAAUGGAGAAAAUGAUAAGAAGAAUGAUGUUAAAAUUGAUGAUAAUGAUGUUAAAAAAACUACCAAUAAAUUAACAAUUAAAAUUGAUAAACCAAAAGAAGUUGUUGAUAAAAAAAUAGAUAAUACAUCAAGUGGAUCAAAUGUAGUGUCAUCAUCUUCAUCAAAUUCAAAGACAGAAUCAACAUCUUCAGCAGCAGCAGCAGCAUCAUCUUCAACUUCAUCAGCAUCAUCAUCAAAUGCUCCAAAAAAAUGGGUACUAACAGAUUUCGAAAUUGGUAAACCACUUGGUAAAGGUAAAUUUGGUAAUGUUUAUUUAGCAAGAGAACGUAAAUCGAAAUAUAUUGUUGCAAUGAAAGUACUAUUUAAAAAUCAAAUUGAAGAAGGUAAUGUUGAGCAUCAAGUACGAAGAGAAAUUGAAAUACAAACUCAUUUGAGACAUCCAAAUAUUCUUCGUAUGUAUGGAUAUUUCCAUGACACUAAGCGAGUUUAUUUAAUUCUUGAAUUUGCACCAAAUGGAGAAUUGUAUAAGGCACUUAAAGAUGCACCAGAUGGUCGUUUUGAUGAAGCAAAAACAGCAAAGUAUAUUUAUCAAUUAGCUGAUGCAUUGAAAUAUUGUCACAGUAAAAAAGUUAUACAUCGUGAUAUUAAACCAGAAAAUUUACUACUUGGAAGAGAUGGUGAAUUAAAAAUUGCUGAUUUUGGAUGGUCAGUACAUGCACCAUCAUCAAGACGUGAUACAUUAUGUGGUACACUUGAUUAUUUACCACCAGAAAUGGUUUUUGGUAAUUCACAUGAUCAUUCUGUUGAUUUAUGGGGUGUUGGUGUUUUAUGCUAUGAAUGUCUAACUGGUAAUCCACCAUUUGUAACUAAAAGCUAUGAUGAAACAUAUAAAAAAAUUAUGAAAGCACAAUAUACAUUUCCAUCUUAUGUUAGUGAUGGUGCUCGUGAUUUAAUUUCAAAAUUAUUGAUUGUUAAAUCAGAAAAUCGUCUUUCUCUUGAUGGAAUUUUAACACAUCCAUGGAUCAUUGAACAUCAAAAAACUAAAAAAUCAUCAUAAUUUUAUAAUGAAAUAUGUAAAAUUUAUUUUUUAAAAUGAAUCUGGACUUUGAUCCAUUUAAAUUUAACUUUUUUUUAAAAUACAUUUUUUUAUCAUGCAAAAAAUGGAUUUUUUAUUUAAAUGAAAAAAAAAUUUGAGACAUUUUAUGUAGUCAUUACUUUAAUUUAAUUAUCAGGAAUGAUGGGAAUAAAAAUAUUUUUUGUUUAAAUUAACAAGAAAGAUAAUUAACAAA